Molecule: messenger RNA, 2104 nt
Organism: Stylophora pistillata
Lineage: Eukaryota; Metazoa; Cnidaria; Anthozoa; Scleractinia; Pocilloporidae
Biological process (GO): microtubule-based movement
Molecular function (GO): microtubule motor activity; ATP binding; microtubule binding
Source: RefSeq, a predicted model, not a curated record
AUUGNAAGCAAGACAGUCAUGAGCUGCCUUCUUGUGUUACAAAAUAGACGUGAUACGGAAAAGAACCCCGGCUCAACCACGACUGAGUUACCUACAGUUAUUCACGUGCCGUCAAAGGUUGAUCAGCAGACACAAACAGACCCAGAGGCCAUCCGAUCAUUAAGACGACGGAUCAGAAAAGAUGUAGGAGUUGGGACAGAUCUGCCAAUCAAAAUACAACUCAGGGAUAAAGAAUGUCAGACAAGUUUCCAGGAACUCUCAGACCGAGUGCCAGAGUUAAAUUCCGCUCCUAAAGACGAAAUUCUAAAAGUCCUGCCUAAUCUGGAGGCAUGGAACGACUUUCCUAACUCAAACACACACCGAACUUCUCAAAAUAGUAUACCUCUACAAUCACGUGACCCAGACGGUGCCUCCAGUGAGGAGGAGCCAGCGGUCAUUGAAGAGAACCGCGAAGAAGUCGCCUUCGAAUCAAGACAUGAGGAUGUUAUGUCUUCCGGCGAAGAUGACGAUUUGAAGGAAACAAAAGGAAAGAAAAAGAAAAAGGCAAGACUGUUGGCGUGUCUAAGUCCGCCCAGACUGUCUUUCCGAAAGAAAUCUAAAAAAGCGUCUAGAUCCGAAGCAGAGACAACCAAACUAGUGGUGAAGGAAAUAUAGUGUUAUUUAAAUUCAGUUUUUUUUUGUCUUUGGUCGGCAUAUUGCAAAUUAAUUUGACAAGGGACUCAGAUGAAUUAUUUGAGUGUGCUAUUCAUUGAGGAGCAUUCUAUAGCUUGAUCAAAUAUUGCCCGUGUAGUUAAAAUGAAAUAUUCUUUCAGUUAAGUAAACUUAUGGAAUCAAUGCGAGUUUUAAAGUAAGAAGUGUAAUGAUAUUGAAAGGUUUUGUAUUAAAAGAGAUUUCAGUAAAUGUAAGAGUUCGCUUAUUGUGGACGAAGUUCCAUGCCAUACCUUUAUCUGAUGGUGAUAUGCGCGGAACCAAAGCAGAAAAUGUAGCACAAGGUUUUAUUUUUUCUGCCAAAAACAUUUUCUUUAGUAUGAUGUGGCAGAUAGUAUUUGCUUUGCUAAUGAAUAUUUUGAGUAAGUAAGUAAGUAAGUAAGUAAUUAAGUAAGACCUUUAUUUAAGUGUCACUGCGUUUAGCCUAAGAAGACUAAUUGGGGACACUAUAAUUAACAUACUUAAAAAUAAUUAAAAAUUGAGCUCUGUGAAUUUUAUUUAAGUUAGGUAGAAUAUACUUUUUUCCCGUUUUUGUAGGUUUUAAUUUUUAUAGUUAUGUCCAAGUUAUUAGUAAUAAUUUAGUACCGUAAAUAUUUUAUUAUUUUGUUAAAUUAAACGAACGUGAAGGCGCUAUUUUUAUAGCUGUUAAAAACCCGGGCUUAAAACAUUAUUAAAAUCUAAAGGUGUAUUUAAGGAAUGUUUAAAACCUGGACAAACACUUUUUCCUUAAAAGAACGUAACAUCAGUACUUGAUAUUUAGCUUUGAUUUAUUAAAAAUAACGAAAAUUUAAAAUCGAAAACUUUCUCGAAAUACAAACUAUUUCAGUUUAAAAGAUAGUUUUGAAAAUAAUGUGUAAUAUUUGUGUAACGUCAUGAUAGGUAAACUCUUUAGUAACAACUAAGAAAAUUCCACAUUUACAUUAUCCACAGAGGGUCUCAAUGUGGUAACGGCUGUUACGAUUAACGGUUAAGAUUUUAGCCAUUUUACGACUAACGGAAUUUUUUUUUUUUUGGCCAUUUUACGGCUAACGGUUAACCCCACUUAGGACACCCUAUCCAUAUGAUCGUGUCUUUUAGGUAAAGACUAGAUUACUUUUCAUUGAUGAGGGUCUCGAUGGCGAUGGCUGUUACACUCAACGAUUCAGAUUUUGGCCAUUUUACGACUAACGGCUAUUUUUUUUCCCGCCAUUUUACGGCUAACAGUUCACCCCAUUGAGAGCCUCUCCAUACAAUUGUCUUUUAGAUUACUGUCAUUGACUCAGUCAAAUGUUCCUUGUUUUGGUAGUUUUGGAUGUCAGUAGCUAAGGUCAUGAUACAAAUUAGUUUGUCUCAGAAUGCAAUGUCAUAUGAAUCGAUGUAUCAUUUGUCAUAGUUAAAAGUGGUACUGGUUACGUUU